GGAAAACACCAUAAAAGAACACAACUUUUUCGAUUUCUUCCCAUUUUACUUUAGGGUUUACUAUAAUCUACGUCUGUUGUAGAAUCCCAAUAACAGCAGCAUUGAAAGAUCUGAAGAAACAUUCUUUGUCAUUCUUCCUUGUUCAAAGUACCCUUUGAAGAAAGGUUCAAUUUUGGUACACAUAUCAGAGAUAGAGAGAGAGAUGAAGGUGAUGUUUGGAAGGCCAGGAAAGGCAAGUGGACUGGUGCUGAGAAUAGGGCAGUGUGGGUUUGCAGCUGCUUCACUUGGAGUUAUGGCUUCUGCUUCUGGAUUUUCUAUUGCCACUGCUUUCUGCUAUUUGAUCGCGUCCAUGGGGCUUCAAGUUAUAUGGAGUUUUAUACUUGCCUGCAAUGAUAUUCAUUCCCUGAGGGUUAAGAGAGAUCUGCGUAAUCAUAUCUUCAUGAGCCUGUCUGUUGUUGGCGAUUGGGUGACAGCGACGCUAUCCCUUGGCGCUGCGUGCUCGUCGGCUGGCGUGAUGGUUCUGCUUGCUCGGGACACAACCUUCUGCAGAGCUCAGGCCAAUAUCGACUGCAACAUGUUCCAGAUUUCGAUUGCAUUGGCUUUUAUAUCCUGGUUUUUUCUCGCUAUCUCUUCUCUUGUCACGUUUUGUCUUGCAGCCUCGAGUUAGAUGAGUUGGUUUUAGGCCGCUCGGCUGCAACCUCACCGCAUCUUUCUAUCUGUGAAUAUGCUCGAUUUUGACAGUAUCUGUAUAACAAACAUUCAACCUUCUAACAACACACGAUUCACAUCGCUAUAUCUGAUCUGCCUUCAA
This is a messenger RNA of Ipomoea triloba (trilobed morning glory), 811 nucleotides long. Its product is annotated as CASP-like protein 5B2. The record is from RefSeq and is a predicted model, not a curated record. The transcript has 3 exons. Lineage: Eukaryota; Viridiplantae; Streptophyta; Magnoliopsida; Solanales; Convolvulaceae. Gene Ontology annotation, cellular component: membrane. Bases 203 to 667 code for a protein of 154 amino acids.